ACCUCAUGCCUAUAUAUUUUAUCCGUUCAAAUAUAAUUCUAUACGAACCAAUCCAUACAAACACAAUGAAAAUGGAAGUUAACGUUCAACGAUUCAUGGUACCUUUUUUUCUUAUUAUUACAUUGUCAACACACUCUUUUUUCCUCGUAAAAGCCCAAGAUGUUUCUGAACCGAUACUUGACGAUUCUGGUAAAGCUGUCCAAAAAGGAGCAAACUAUUUAAUUUCACCAGCGGGUCGGGGCAACGGGGGUGGACUUCAGGUGGGUUCCAUUAGGAACCGAACCGACCCGCUAGUCGUAACACAAAAUGCCGAUGAAUCUGUAAUUGGCGGUAACGUUCAAUUUUCACCAGACGACACGAAAGAAAACACCGUCAGAAUAUCGACUGAUCUGAACAUCAAAUUUACGUCUAUGGUAAUUUCUAAUUCCUCCACAGUAUGGAGAAUUAACACUGAAUUAAUUCCACAACGUUAUUUGGUGACGGUUGGUGGAGUUGAAGGAAAUCCAGGGCGUGAAACUUUGAGCAAUUGGUUUAAGAUUGGUAAGUACGAGGAUGCGUACAAACUUGUGUAUUGUCCUGGAGUUUGUGAGACAUGUAGACCAUUUUGUGGAGACAUUGGAAUACUUGUUGAACCUAACAACAAAAGGGUUUUGUUUGUUGGUUCUGAUAAACCAUUGAAAGUUAAAUUUCAAUAUACCGAGUUGGGUAUUACCGUAACCAAUAAUACUAGUCCUCCAAGCCCGAGUGCCAGUAUCCCAGACAAACUGCCAACCUUGCCCUUUAUUAAAGCUGUAAUGUGCGUUGUUAUUUGUUACCUCAUAAAUGUGAUGUGAAUUACAUGAAAUUGUAAUUCGUAUGUCGGCAGGGGCGGAGUCAGGGCAAUCCAAACCCCCUUCGUCGAAUAAUUGCACUAUAUAUAAGGUUAAAAUUAUAUAUAGAUGCUGAAUCUUCUUGAA
Molecule: messenger RNA, 956 nt
Organism: Lycium barbarum (goji berry)
Lineage: Eukaryota; Viridiplantae; Streptophyta; Magnoliopsida; Solanales; Solanaceae
Product: kunitz trypsin inhibitor 5-like
Exons: 1
Coding region: 6-833 (275 amino acids)
Molecular function (GO): endopeptidase inhibitor activity
Source: RefSeq, a predicted model, not a curated record